Messenger RNA from Arctia plantaginis, 1890 nucleotides. The record is from the annotation of a GenBank genome assembly. Lineage: Eukaryota; Metazoa; Arthropoda; Insecta; Lepidoptera; Erebidae.
AUGCCAGUCGGUCGAAAACGUUGGAAUUUACAUGAUGGACCACAAGGAUCCCUGAGACGACUGCGUAAUCAGCUUGCGGAGGAUGGCUGCGCAGAGUCACAAGUAGUCCUUGCGAAACAACUAUUAGAAGAAAAAUGUGAGCUAGAAGCUGACAAAAUCUCGAAUUUUAAACAAGCGUUGGAGUGGUUGAUUUGUGCUACAGAGAAGGCUCACCCUGAAGCAAGAAGAAUGUUGAGAAGGUGUAUUCGCAGCGGCGUAAUCGACGAGGACAGCGCAGCAAUAAUUCGCGCUAAGUCGUGUUUAGCUGCUAGCCGCCAGGAGACAGUCGCUAGAAAAGCUGCCCGUGAUCUAUUUGCCAGUCUUUCCAACGGUGAACAAUACAUAACUACUGCACAACUGGAGCGGCGCAUCCGUGAGAUAUGCAGUACCACGCUUCGGAAGGAAACCGACGAUGCUGACUCUGCAGAGGAAGCGCCCGCUCUAGAUGAUGGACAGGCUCUGGAGCCUUCGCGACUACAGGGGGGUGAUCAAGUGCACAGCAAUGGCACCAUACGAACUGCAGAUACGCCUGAAGAUGAAUGCUCAGAAAGAUGCGGCCAAAGCGAAGAAAUACGAAGCCUGACCGUCGACAAUUUAGUUUCAGCCGCAGUCGACUAUUGCCAAGGCGAAUUGCCAUUAGUUAGCUAUGAACUCACUCUCACCGACCCCAAUGUUAAGGCCUUAGACCACAUACCGUUGCUACAUCAAGCAUUCUUACAUCCCAUAGUCUUCAUACAAGUCCUGUAUCUGAAAUUGUUAUAUUAUUUUGGCGUCGUGACUGUAACUCUCCCUAUAUUUGCGUUUCUUCAAUAUAUUACGAUGUCCAGGAUGUUGUAUACCGUGUCUGUGGUGCUAGGGUUCGGCGUGAGUUUGGCAGUGACAUGCUUGUUGGCGAAAUCAGACACUACAAAGAAGUUUGUUACUCCGUUUCAGCUCACAGUCGGCAUAAUAACAAUUCUAUAUUUCGGCAACCAAUUCGUAACGAACCUUCAAGAUGAUGGCCUUCCUGCUGGAUUAAUCGAACUCAUUGGAGAAGAAAAAUCCAGUAUAAAGAACCUUUUGAAAAACGAAUUCUUAACCGACUACGAAGAAAACAGCUAUCACAUAAACUGGGACGAUUACUACAACCAAUGCAACUCUCCAUCUUGGUCGGCUUAUAACACGGCAGCGACGCAAAUAAAAUGCUCCAUUCUCGACGGUGCCAACGUGAAUUGGGAGGGUUAUAUCACUGAUGUUCGUUUGAAGAGUGUGAGGAACAGAUGGCGGGACUUCGAGUCGUACUUGCCCGUAUUUCUACAGGAAUACUUUAGGUGUUAUUAUGGCGAAGAGUAUAAGACGCUAUGUGAAAAUGACGGUAGUUUACAAGACGUUAAGGAGUGCGAGUUUAUUAGAAGUGUUGCAAGACAAAGUGGAAAGAGUUGCCAUUUAAAUAAUUUGAAUGAAUACACAUAUGAAGUAAAACUAAUGUUGGAGGCGAGUGGGGGUCUUCUCAAACGUCACGCUGAAAUCUCCAUUCUCUACGACCACUACUUCACUAAUUUCACACGUCAACUUCGCGCGGACGACAAAAUAGCCUUCAGGGGAAUACUAUCAAACGAAAAUGUACCUUAUAACAUUGGAACUAAGGAUAUAAAUAUAAAGGGAUAUGAAAUUAAUUGCUUGGAGUGUAAAGAAGGCCGAGGUACCAUUCGAUCCAAAGUACCUUCUGUGUCUAAAUUCUCGGAGCUUUUUAAAACGCUUACAAAACCACUUUUUUGUAUUGGAAAAGAAAAAAUAACUGGAUUUGUAGAGCACGCAAAAGCUAAAAAGAAACAUAAUGCAACUAUAGGAUUGAUCUUUUACUUGACAUGA